Messenger RNA from Clupea harengus (Atlantic herring), 1342 nucleotides. Its product is annotated as cytosolic 5'-nucleotidase 1A. Lineage: Eukaryota; Metazoa; Chordata; Actinopteri; Clupeiformes; Clupeidae. Gene Ontology annotation, biological process: nucleotide metabolic process; adenosine metabolic process. The transcript is spliced from 7 exons. The record is from RefSeq and is a predicted model, not a curated record. Gene Ontology annotation, cellular component: cytosol; cytoplasm. The coding region runs from base 384 to 1238 and encodes 284 amino acids. Gene Ontology annotation, molecular function: 5'-nucleotidase activity; nucleotide binding; magnesium ion binding.
GAACUUCACAGCAUCAUUUGUAUUUGCAAGUCAGACCAUAUGUGCAUACUACGUUUCAUUGAGGGGGUGAUAGCUGUUAUUCGGCCAGUGGUGUGGUAUAGGCAACUGCCUCUUGGAAAAAAUCAUUAACUUUUCUUCAAGUUGACGAAUCCUGAUAGUAUCAAUGGAAAACAAUAUGCUAUGCUUACGUUAGUAGCUGUACCAAAUGUGAUAUAGCUACAUCUAGGAUAGCCUAAUCGAAAACAUGAUAUUUCACCUGACGAAGUUGACAGUGUAUGCUGUAACCCUGGCCCAUCCUCUCCGACACACAACAAACCUCAGUGAUUUUAUUAUUUUUUCCGCCAGCCAUAAUUGUUCACAACUUCCGCGUUUAAGUACGCAGUAUGGAAUCAAACAUUAUAAUCAACACUGACGUGGUACAGAUGUCGGCUAGUGCUAUUGUAAUUGCAGUUUCGUGCCAUGGAAUUUUUGAUCUGAAUUCGGACACACCCACCGAGUCGGAUACGUUACCGAAGGGUGUCGCUUUCUCUUUUAUUAAGGCUAUUCAGGCCAUCAAUGAAAAACUGGCGGCCAAGAAUUCCCAUGAUCCUUUAUUUGAUUUGAUUUUGGUGGCCAAUGAUUUACAAGGGAAUCAGUCUAAGGUAGUCAGUAGCACAAAGCAUUACGGUCUUCAGAUAAGUAGAUUUUGCUUCUGCACCAGUGAAGAUUUCACACAAAGCCUUCAGGCCACUAAUGUAAACCUUUACCUGUCCAUGGAAACCAGUGAUGUCGGCAAGGCCUUGCAAGAAGGAGUCCCAGCCGCGCUGCUGUGCCCCCAGACCCGGCCCCAGUUGGAGGGGGAUGAGGAGCAGGUGGCGAGCCCACUUACAGUCCUCCUGUCUGGGGACGUGAUGGGUCUGCCUGAGGAGAAACUGCUCGAGGCAGGCUUCAGCCAGCCCCAGCUUCAGAUCUUCAGAGCUGCUAAGGCCUCCAUGGCAGAUUUUGCUGCAGUGAUUGGGGAGAUGAGGAGACAUUUUGGCAGGGAAGACAGCCCUCUUCGCGUGACGCUGAUGAGUGUUCUGGGCUCCAGGGAUGAAUGGGCCAGCGCCCUGCUGACAGCACGGGGCUGGGGUCUGGAGGUGGAUGAGGCCUACUGUUUGGCUGGUGCCUCCCGUGAGCCAGUCCUGAAGUGCAUUCAACCUCACAUCCUGUGCUAUGAUGGACUGUACAAUGUGACAGAGGUACCAGCAUUGUCCUGAAGAUGGAAAAUGACUUGCUGGGAGGCUGUGAAUCUUUUGUUAUUCAUUGAGUAGAGAUUGUGCAAGCAAUUUAUUUCAAACUAUUAAAAUGGUGCCAAAUUAAA